Aureobasidium vineae is the source of this 243-nucleotide messenger RNA. Lineage: Eukaryota; Fungi; Ascomycota; Dothideomycetes; Dothideales; Saccotheciaceae. The record is from the annotation of a GenBank genome assembly.
AUGGCGAAAAAGAGAAAGGCACCUUCCGCUGGUGCAUCCAGAGACGAUGUCGCAGAUGACUCCAACAAGCGCACAAAGAUGCGCAUCAAGACGUACGAAGAUGUGGCGGGUUCCGACGACGAGUUCCACAUCAACCGCGACAAGGUCAUGCUCGACGAUGGACCCGAGGCAAAGAGGAGGAGAAAGGUGCAGGAAGAGGGUGAGACGGCAUAUACGUCUGCGCAGAGACCGAUCAGGUGCUAA